AUGGCGUCCUUGAUAUUCGCAGCAUCAUAUCUGACCUACAACAAAAUCAAGUCGAAGCGAGAGGAGAAGAAGGAGAAGAAGCGCAAAGCAUAUGCUGAUAGAUACCAUGAGCUGGAGAAGGAACAUACAUUUAGUGCGGGAAAGCAAUUGCAGCGACAAAGGACUGGUGACAACAGUAGAGAAGGCACGCUACCAAACUCAUCUAUACAACCGGAAGAGUUGAGACUUAGAAGAAGUAGUGAAAGUGUGCCGAGUGAUGAGGAGAAGACCGACGGUCCAACCGCAUGGGUGAACGACGUUGUCAGGAGGCGGUCAGGAGAAGUGGUGCAAGAUUCCCCAAGGGCUGGUCAUGAAGAUGCAAAAAGGCAGGGUCUCAUCUGA
Molecule: messenger RNA, 381 nt
Organism: Endocarpon pusillum Z07020
Lineage: Eukaryota; Fungi; Ascomycota; Eurotiomycetes; Verrucariales; Verrucariaceae
Exons: 1
Coding region: 1-381 (126 amino acids)
Source: RefSeq, a predicted model, not a curated record